AAGUUAUUCUUCCUUCUUGAGUUGUGUGUAGCAAAGAUCACGGCAGAGACAACGUAGUACCAAUUAUCUUCAAAGAAACAAACAAAAUGCCGAUGCAUCACGAAAACUUCCUGGAUGAGGCACUGAAGCGCGGCUAUAUCAAGGAGAAAUCGAAUCCUGCAAAUCCAACCCACAUCUGCGUUUCCAAAUUUUUUCCGGGUGGUUUAGGAGAAGUAGUAGUGAACUAUUGGGGAUCCACCGGAACCAUUCGCACACAACUCACGCAUCCAAAACAUACCAAGGAGACCUUUUGGAACAAAGACUGUGAAAGAAAGGGCCUCUCGGAUGAGCAGAUUUUAGGGGUUUUGGAUAACCCGCGCAUGCACACGGGAAUCGGCGAUGUCCAUCGUAAGCCUAAGCCGCAAAUGCUCAACGCGAGUGAACCUGAUGCAUUAAGGGGAGCGUGAAUUUAGAUGGGUAUAUGGGAAGAAAUAUCUGUACAAAAAGAACUAUGCGCGUUGAAGAAUAGACACGUGAGAGGGAUGAUUGGGUUGAAAAUCGCAGGAGUGAAGUUGGUUCACUUCUCUUGCAAAGUUUGUCGUGUGUGUGUGUCGAUUUUCCAAGAAAUUCGAGGGCGUUGCCGUUUGUAUUUCAAUUGGGAAUCGGGGCGUAACGCGCCUCUUUCUAAUACCGUCCACGACAAGAUGUAGCACUUUUCAAAUUUGCAUUCUCUGUUGCUUGCAGCGAGCGGCAGAAAAGCCAGAUGUGUAUGGUCUCACAUAUGUAGGCUGUUUGCAGGGGUCCGCUGUGUCUCCUCCUCUGGCAGUAUCACAUGGCGCGUGCGAAUUGAUUCUGUGACUUAGAUGAAACUCGCCAAGUUCUUUCGGCAACUGGAGUCAGACGAUCAUGUUUUUUCACUAUCUACAUUUCUCAUCACAACAUCAAGGAAGCAGACGAAAUGAAUACUAACGACAUAUUUAUAAGCAAUAGAUGGCAAUCGUAAUGAAUUGAGUCGGUGUCAGCUGCUCCGUUGUUGUCUAUAGCAUACUCAUUAUUGUACCCUUUUGAGUCAAGCAUAUGUAAACUCAAACAUAAAUUCAUCUUCUGACAUUUCUCAAGAUCGCUGUCGUGCACAACAAGACAUAAUUUUCUUUUUUUUUCUUCAUCGAUGUUGUUUCUCCUUACAUUCAGAGGGACAGCUAAGUAACAGAUCAGAUAACGAUGGCGUAUCAGGAUCAAGCACCCGAUGCUCCGCCUCAACCUGCUGAGGCGGUGUUGCCCAUUUCUAAGCUCGAGGUGAUUCUACAGGACGGAUACAGUGAAG
Amoebophrya sp. A25 is the source of this 1303-nucleotide messenger RNA. Lineage: Eukaryota; Dinophyceae; Syndiniales; Amoebophryaceae. The record is from the annotation of a GenBank genome assembly.